AUUUGAUAGCCGAAUUGGUGAUAGUUGGAAUAAAUUAGUUUGAUUUACGAAUAUUAAAAUGAAAAAUUGACCACAAUGCUUAAAAUAAGUAACUCAACAAGGCGAAUUGUUGAUUUGCCUCUGGAGAUUUUAGAAUCCAUUUUGAGAUACCUAAGUGUAUCAGACCAAAUUUCCUUUGGAGCAACAUGUCGCUACUUUUAUGAAGUGACAUGUGGAAUACACUUCUGCGGAAGAGAGAAAGUUAUUCUUUGCAAAGACAAAAUGGAUGGUGAUCGACCUCUGAUCCAGGUACUUAGAAAUUCAACAAAAAAGUUUCAUCAUUACUACUUUGAGCAAGUGGAAUUUGGAGAUAAGUUGGAAGAUUUUUGGCAAACAUUUGGUCCAGAUAUUUAUUCUCUAUAUAUUGCACGAUGUGAUAUGCAAGAAAAAGCACUUGGAGAAGCAUUAUCUGAAUGUAGCCAUUUAGAGGAAUUGCAUAUUAUAUCAUGCCAUGAUAUUCUUAUGUCAGGAAGACUAUUGGAAUCAAAAGAAGAAAGGGCAAUCUUGAAAAAGACUCUAAAUCAAUUGAAAUUCUUAGAUCUUUCCAGUAACAGAUACUUGUCAGAUGCACUAUUUACAAGAUUUGCUCAUUUGACUAACAAGAUGCACACCCUUUUCCUAAAUGGGUGCAAUAUAUCGUUUCACAAAGGAUUGUAUAAAAAAUUUUACCCAUCACAAAAUUUUGACUCACCCUCAGAAAGUGUGUUAACUUUUAAGUUUAUAUUAGAAUUUUUAAGAGAUCAAGCAUCAACUAUAAAAAGCUUAGACUUCAGUAGCACACUGAUUGACGGAUCUGCAUUAUCAUCGCUUGCGCAGAUACAAGGAUUAGAAUUAAGUUGCUUGAAACUGCAGCAAUGUGAUCAACUCACCAACUCAGGGAUAUUGGAGUUGUGCAAUAGGCAACAAUGUUUAGUUGAAUUAGACUGUUCGUUUUGCUCUCGAAUGACUGAUCAAUCUCUGAUAGCAAUAUCUAACGGCUUAAUUAAUUUGCAAAAGUUGUACAUUCGUAGAUGCAGGGCACUAACAGAUGUUGGUAUAAGUGAAUUGGAUAAACUUGUAAAUCUUAAAGUACUGGAUAUUUCUGAAUGUAGCACUUUUAUCACAUCAAAAGGGAUAGAAGAAGCUAUAUGUUCAAAAUAUAAUGAAAGGAUGAAUGAACUUAUUUUGGGAGGAUUAGAAAUUACAGAAAAUGUUGUUUUACUGAUCACUGAUAAUUUACCUAAUCUAAGAGUCCUAGAUUUAGGUGGAUGUGGUAAUGCUGUGACUAAUCUUUGUGUUCAGAAUAUUUGCAGUAAACUCCAAUGGCUUCGAGAAUUGAACUUAGAUCAUUGUUACCGAGUUACUGAUACUGGUUUAACUGGAGUUCUUUGCACUACUGUUGACGAUGAAAUGUUAAAUUUUUAUAGAAUGACUCAUGCUGCAAAAACUCAGGAAAAUAUGAUGAUAAAUUUAAAAAUAAAUGAGGGUUAUAAUCAUUUCAAUGAUGAAAAUCUUAUGAAUGGAGACAACGGUAUUGCCAAACUGCGUGGUCUAAUGGUUUUAAAGUUGCAAGGCUGUAGAUUGACGGAUCUUAGUCUUAAAGCAUUGAGAUUUUUAGAACUCAAAAAGCUAAGUUUGAGCCACUGUUUAGAGUUUACAUUAGCAGGAUUUGAAAACAUGGUUCAAUACUGUCCUGCUUUGGAAAUUUUGAAUCUUGAAGCUAGUAAAGUGGUAACAGACGAAAUAGUAUUAUGUAUUGUGAAAAAUUUACCAAGAUUGAAAGUACUGGUGUUAGAUAAAUGUACGCAGAUUACCAAUUCAUCUUUGGACUCAAUUUUGUGUUACGGAAAAUAUAUCAGGUAUGUGUCAUUUAAUGGAUGUGAACAGCUUAAUGAUUUUAGAAAAUUAAGUGACUUGAACUCUAAAGUACCACAUUGUAUUGUGGAACAUAAUGUAUUAUCAUCCGAUGCAUAUGUAAAUUGGAAAAGUACAGAAUACUCUUCCUCUAAUUGGAAAACCACAGAAUACUCUACCUACGAUCCACAAUUUUAAACAAAAAACGCCAUGUAAAAAGAACAUUUUAGUAGUUGAAAUACUAAUAUAUUUUUUACAUUCUCUUA
Ctenocephalides felis (cat flea) is the source of this 2138-nucleotide messenger RNA. Its product is annotated as F-box/LRR-repeat protein 2-like. The transcript is spliced from 6 exons. Gene Ontology annotation, biological process: SCF-dependent proteasomal ubiquitin-dependent protein catabolic process. Gene Ontology annotation, cellular component: SCF ubiquitin ligase complex. Bases 76 to 2070 code for a protein of 664 amino acids. Lineage: Eukaryota; Metazoa; Arthropoda; Insecta; Siphonaptera; Pulicidae. The record is from RefSeq and is a predicted model, not a curated record. Gene Ontology annotation, molecular function: protein binding.